GCAAUCAAUACGUCACCGCGCGUUGCAUCAUGGACGUGUCGGCCAUUUUGUAGGUUACAAGCACUUGAUCCGAAGUGGCUAAAAUGAAAUAAUCAACCGUAUAACUUUUAUAAACGAUUAAAUGACUGUAUGAGGGAUACGAAACCAUUUGCACAGGUAUGCAUAAGUGUGGUGCUUGUAUGAAGAACUGAGUGAAGUGCAGGAAAGCAAUGGGAAAACGGAGGGUGCCGGAUCUCUACAGAGCUCCUUUUCCCUUGUACUCCAUAAAAAUAGACCCUAAAGCAGGUCUAUUGGUAGUAGCAGGAGGAGGAGGGGCUUCCAAUACUGGCAUUAAGAAUGGUUUGCACUUCCUGGAGCUACAGUUGGUCGGAGAAAACCAGUACAGUGCCAGCCUGGUUCAUUCACAUGAUACUGCCACACGCGCCACAAUGAAUUUAGCAUUGGGCCAUGGCGUGAUAGCUGCAGGACAAGAUGGAACAUGCUCUUUGAUGAAAUUUGAGGACUGCGCACAGAAACGUGAAGGCAAACCUUCUAAUGAUGUUGCAAUGUACAAGCCAAUGAUUUUUUUCUUUCAGUUUCCAUCACUAAAGAAAAAGUUUGACUUCAAAGCGCAUGAAGGAGAGAUAGAAGACUUGGAUCUCAGCCCAGGAAACAAGCACCUGGUAACUGUUGGCAGGGACUUCGCUUGCAGUGUGUGGCGCAACAACCAACAAGUUAUGGGUCUUAAAUGGCAUGAGACAAUUCAGGUAGCUGAAAAGACAUAUCGCUAUAUGGCUUGCAGGUUUGGAAAGGUUGAAGACCAAAAGGAUGGACUAAGGCUGUACACGGUUCAGAUCCCCCACAAAAGAGAGCGAAAACCUCCCCCUUGUUACCUCACCAAGUGGGAAGGCAAAAGCUUCCUCCCGAUGUUGACUGCUCCAUGUGGGGGAGAGGUCAUCUCAAGCCUUGCUGUAAGUGAUUCUGGAACAUUUCUUGGACUGGGAACUAUAACAGGAUCAGUUGCUAUCUACAUUGCUUUCUCCCUGCAGAGGUUGUAUUACGUGAAGGAGUCCCAUGCCAUUGUUGUGACAGACCUGGCCUUCCUCCCUGACACGUUUAAAGGCCAAAGUAUCAAAGGAAACAAUGAAACGGCCAUGAUUAGUGUAGCAGUAGACAGCCGCUGUCAGCUACAUGCCGUCCACAACCGAAGAACUUUUCCCCUCUGGAUUGUGCUGUUUUUCUGUGGUCUCGUUGUGGUGGGAAUCGUGCUGCUCCUUCAGUAUUUCAUCCCAGGGUUUUUAUGAGUUCCUGCAUCCUCACAGAGCUCCAAACACAUCUAAUCCAGACCUCAGUCCAUCCAACACAUCCAAAUCCGCUAGUGCUGCACAUGUCAACCUCCUUUGUUGUGUCCUGCCAUUUUUUUUUUCCUGCUCAGGGUUGUUCUUCUCAGACAUUUGAACACAACACAGAUGCCUAAAAUGGACAUUUUCAUUGUUUUGAUUUAUAUCUUAUAUCUGAUCACAUCUUGGAAAUUAUUUUGAAGGCAACAUUGAAUCUUGAAUGUUCAAAGGAUGGGAACCCACAAAUGAAGUAGAGAUCAUUGUAACAACAUAAAUAAUAAAUGUACAUAUGUAUAUGUAAUAGUUAUUAUAAAAUAGCUAAUAGGUUUAAAAUUGAUUCUAUAAAUAUUACAUAUAUAGUUUGUAACAGAUUUAAUUCUUGUUUACUCAAAAGAAUGCCAGUUUACUCAAAAGAAUGCCAUUUGCAUUGUAAACACUAGUGGGCAGCACAGACCAGGGCAUCCUAGAGCACUCUUGUCAAGAGCUGGGUGCCAAUAAAAUGCAUUUGGAUGCGUUGGUUUUAUAUUACAUUGAUGAAAUCUAGAGAACAAAACAAUCUGUACCAGUAGUCUUAGUUUCGAACCUUUCUACACAUUUGCUCCCUCAUCAAACACAGUUUGAUAUUUUAAAACAAAUUUAAGAUAUUUGAUGUUGCCAGGAUUGUUAAUAUGACCAUGUUUAAAUAUAUUUCACACAUUCCAAUUGUUGAUACGCUGCCCUGUGCAGCUGUAAAAAUGUGAAUAAAAUUUUAAAUGACGACAUAUAUAUUUGUUAUGCCAUUAUCAGGAAAAUUUGUGUAUGCGUUCUUUUCAAUCUCAAGUCUUUGAAAUAAUGCCUUAAAUAUGUCCAUGGGAAUUGAUGUAAACUAAAAUUGAAGCCAUCAAAGAAAAUAUACCUUGUCUAGAAUAUUUCUUGUGUUACAUUUACACAUUAAACUAUAAUUCUGACUACAAGUUUUGUCAAUGUUCUGAUGAAGGCAGGGGCACAACUGCCCAUUCUUGUUAGGGUAUGCGAAAUGAAAAAUGAGGCCCCAGUAACAUUGCCUUGCGGUCUGAUGAAGUAACACAUUGAACUAAUCCAAGCAGAGAUUUGUGUACGUCGCCAUCUAGUGAUUUGCUGCCAUUACCGGGGUGCUUACACACCACCUAUACCCUACCCACCGACGUCAUAAAACCACGUGCUCGCUGUAUGGUUCCGCCCACUUGUCCGUCAUUUUGUCUCUGUAUUAGCAUUGGUUUCAAUUGAUCGAGGAAUUUAAAAUGCAUUUCAUGGAAGACCCGGUGCUUUCUGAUGCCGUAAACUCACUGGAUGUGUUGCAUAAAAGGGGUUAUGUGGAAAAGCUUCGUUCUAUACAGUCGCCAGAUCCGUAUUUGAUGCCCAAAUCGAUGUUUUUCGACCCACUGUCUUCGCCCUGUCUGCCUGACAUCUGCUACGCUGAUAUUUACAAUGAUCUUGUCCACACAAAAUCAGCCUAUUCUCACGAAAAUUUGAAAAACACUUUAAGAGCUUGGAGGCUUAUAAAUACUUCGUUGCUGGUUGGGUGAAACAUGUCCUCGUCCACGAAAAUUCGGCAGGAAUCU
Molecule: messenger RNA, 2899 nt
Organism: Corythoichthys intestinalis (scribbled pipefish)
Lineage: Eukaryota; Metazoa; Chordata; Actinopteri; Syngnathiformes; Syngnathidae
Gene: preb
Product: prolactin regulatory element binding
Exons: 9
Coding region: 210-1283 (357 amino acids)
Biological process (GO): protein secretion
Cellular component (GO): endoplasmic reticulum membrane
Molecular function (GO): GTPase activator activity; guanyl-nucleotide exchange factor activity; protein binding
Source: RefSeq, a predicted model, not a curated record